CCGACUCAACAACAGGGCCGCAGAGCGCCGGUAGCCGUUCCCGCCUCACAAUCUACUGCCGGCAAUAGAAGGGGUGGACAGCCGUCGAGUUCCCCGACUCUAUCGCGCGGAGGACCGCAACCGCCGCCGCCCGCCGACGAUGAGGACGAGGACACCGACGCGAACGGAGACAUACGCUUUGUGUGUCCCAAAGCGGACGGCCUGUUCCCGGACCCCAAUAGUUGUCGCAAAUUCAUGCUCUGCGGGUCGUGGAAGGCGUGGUCCCAGACGUGUCCUCCGAGUCUCUACUUCGACGGCAAACUCAAGUACUGUACGUUCAAAACACCUCAACUCAAGUGCGGUGCCGUCAGCGAAGAGGAGACCGAGAAAGAGGAACUGGAGAGGAAUCAGGACAAACUGCCCACUUGUGACCCCAACCAAUGCCAACUUCCCAAUUGUUUUUGCUCAGAGGAGGGCACAUCCAUACCCGGCGGCCUAAACCCCAGCGAAACCCCGCAAAUGGUUUUAAUCAACUUUAGCGGCGCUCUCAAUGAGCUGGUGUUUGAACUCUACAAAAAGGCUCUGGGUUAUACCUCAAAGUUCAACGCGCAUCAAACUAGACAUAACCCGAACGGGUGUGGCAUCAGAGCCACGUUCUUCAUAAACCACGAGUACUCCAAUUACGCCCAAAUCCAGUGGUUGGCGGCUCAGGGACACGAGAUAGCCAUGCACUCCAUUACUCAUCGUUUGCCGGAAAUCUGGUGGACAGACACCGCUAACUAUAGCGAUUGGGCCGAAGAGAUCAUUGGGAUCCGCGAAAUAAUUUUGGCCAACUCUGCCGGUUCGUCGUCUAACCCGGCCGUCACCAGAGAGACUUUGGUCGGCAUGAGAGCCCCAUAUAUUAAGCCAGGUGGUGACAAUAUGUUUGAGAUGGCCAGCGAUUUCGGACUCGUGUACGACUCGAGUGUUGUGGCCCCGCGUGGGCCGACCCCCAUCUGGCCCUUCACGUGGGACUACAGACAGCCCUUCGACUGCUCUAACAAUAAGAAGGCCGACGAGGAGAAGAAGAGCGUCGACGGCGACGACAUUCUCGGCACUAAUACUCGCCCCCAGAGUAGGGGUCGCCAGAAGAGGAGCGCUAAACAAGUGAAGACAACACACAAGAAGACGACGACAUUCGGCGAGAAGAAGGCAAAUGAAAAGCCCAUUAAUCGGAAGCAAAGGGUUCGCCGUUCGUUUUUGGGCCGACCCCUCAAGUGCGCCACCAAAGCAUACCCGGGUCUUUGGGAGAUACCGAUAAACCCGCUCUGGAAUGAGUACAAUACGUGCCAUCACGCGGAUCAGUGUGUAUUCCCCCACUCGUCAGAUGCCGACGAUAUCAACGAUAUCACCGAAUUUCUUAAGGAGAACUUCGAGCGCCAUUACUCCACAAAUCGGGCGCCUUUCCAGUUGAACUUCCACGUGACCUGGUUCACUCAGAAGGGUCACAUCAAAGCUCUCAACAAAUUCUUCGACUACUUAGCGACACUAAAGGACGUCUGGUUUGUGACAUAUCAACAGUUGGUGUCGUGGAUGAGAGACCCGAAACGGAUCAGUGAAGUGAACUUCAAGUGCGAGAACGCCACGGCCGCCACCUGUACCCGACCCCACACUUGUGUAGUGAAGCACUAUCUCGACAAAGACAAUACGGCCGCCACGGAAGACAAUUACAAUAAGGCCGACACCAGGUAUAUGCCGGUGUGUCACUCGAGUACCUGUCCUCAACAGUACCAGUGGUUCGGAAACCACGCGGGAAAGAAACACCACUUCAAGACUAUUAUGCAAUUAGUCGACGACGCUGUCGGACCCGAAGCCCCAACUAAUUAGACAC
Messenger RNA from Oppiella nova, 1849 nucleotides. Lineage: Eukaryota; Metazoa; Arthropoda; Arachnida; Sarcoptiformes; Oppiidae. The record is from the annotation of a GenBank genome assembly.